GCACAAUGAGAUCCUGCGCCGCGCACCGCACCUUGUACCGGUGCUGGCAGGGCCAUGGUUCUUCGACCGCAAAACGGAGGUGCCCGAGGGCAAGCAGCCCUUCUUCGAGAUCCCCGUCUUCAACUACCACCGCGGCUACCUCUCCGUCAACUACUCGGACAACUACUACCACCUCAGCCAGCGCCACCCGGAGGUGCCCCGCCUGACCCCGCAGCACCACGAAGCCCUGGCGCUGUUCAACGAACUGGCAGCCAGCCCGCAGCUCAGCCUGCGUACCGUGCUACAGCCCGGGGACGUGCAGCUGGUGUCCAACCACACCUGCCUGCACUACCGCGGCGCUUUCAAG
Molecule: messenger RNA, 346 nt
Organism: Astrephomene gubernaculifera
Lineage: Eukaryota; Viridiplantae; Chlorophyta; Chlorophyceae; Chlamydomonadales; Astrephomenaceae
Source: the annotation of a GenBank genome assembly